Messenger RNA from Acanthamoeba castellanii str. Neff, 1248 nucleotides. RefSeq lists its product as uncharacterized. NCBI's taxonomy places the organism in Eukaryota, Discosea, Longamoebia, Acanthamoebidae. The transcript is spliced from 5 exons. The coding region runs from base 1 to 1248 and encodes 415 amino acids. The record is from RefSeq and is a predicted model, not a curated record.
AUGACCUCCACGGAGAAAAGCUACGACUUGAACUACCUCUACAGGAACGAGGAGAACCUCGAUUGUCCGCCCCAGCCUCCCGGCUAUCGACCGUACGGGACCGACUACCUUCAGCAGCGGGGAAGCUUCCCAAGCAAGCAGUCCACCUACCCUCCGCCUCCUCAGCAGCAGAGCUAUCCUGCCGGCCAGGCCUACCCUCCGCCUCCUCAGCAGCAGGGCUAUCCUGCCGGCCAGGCCUACCCUCAGCCUCCGCCGCCGCAGCAGCCGAGUCCCGGCUACGCUUGGCAGCAGGGCGGCGCAGGAGGUGGUGGCUAUCCGCAGGCUCAGCCGCCACCGCCACCACAACAGCAACAGCAGGGCUACGCUGCCGGCCAGGCCUACCAUCAGCCUCCCCAGCAGGGCUACGCUGCCGGCCAGGCCUAUCCUCCUCAGGCGCCGCACCCGCCGCAACAGCAGCAGCAACAGGGCUAUCCUGCCGGUCAGGCCUCCCCUCAGCCUCCGCCGCCGCCUCCGCAGCAGCCGAGCCCCGGUUACGCUUGGCAGCAGGGCGGCGCAGGCCUCUAUCCUCCCCAGGGCCAGCCGCCAGAGUACCAGGGCUACGCUACCGGCCAGGCCUCUCCUCCGCCGCCGCCCCAGCAGCCCGGCUACGUCCAGCCUUGGCAGCAGGGAGGAGGAGGCGGUCUCUAUCCUCCCCAGCCACCUGUGUACCCGACUUAUGCGCCGCAGCAGGGUACCGCGGCUCCGCUCUACUCCCAAUCUUACGUGGACCAGAGAGUGGAGACCGUAUCCACCAACCCCCAACACCCGGAGCGGAAGGCGACGAAGACGAAGGAGACCAGGAGCCGCUCGUUCUCGCAUGGCCUGCGGGGAUUGUUCCACAAGGAGAAGGAGGCCGCCGCCGCUGACGGGACAGCCCCCGCCUCGAUCGAAGUGCAGAAGGUGCAGCUCAAGAACGCCAGAAGCCGCUCGCUGUCGCAGGGACUACGGACCCUGUUCCGCCCCGAGGACCACAGCAAGGCCGCCGCAGCCGCAGAUGAUCAGGGACUGGUCGCGGAGGAAACUCUGGUGGUACACACGACUGAAACAGCAGCGCAACCAGAGAGAAGCGGUGGCGGCGAGGAGCACGAGGAGAAGAAGGAAGAGAAAAAGCAUAAGAAGGCAGACUCAGCGGCAACCGGACUCAAGGCCCUGACGGUCGCAGGCGAAGCCCUUCACGCCCUCGACCUCCUGUCGUCUUUGACCUUCUAA